Molecule: messenger RNA, 1716 nt
Organism: Didymodactylos carnosus
Lineage: Eukaryota; Metazoa; Rotifera; Eurotatoria; Philodinida; Philodinidae
Source: the annotation of a GenBank genome assembly
AUGUCAAACUUUGAAAUUCUUCCUAAUGAACUUUUAUUUGAUAUAUUUAAAUAUUUGACUUCAUUCGAGUUAUAUCAUACAUUUUAUAAUUUAAACUAUCGAUUUAAUUCUCUAUUCAAAUAUAUUGAUCAACAUUUUGAUUUAACAACAGAAUAUUUAUCUUAUUUAAAAUUUAAAUAUUAUUGUCAAAAUAUUAUUCCAUUAUCAAUUAAUCAAAUAUGUUCAUUAAAAUUAUCAAAUGAAAAUACAAUUGAUGCAAUAAAAUUAUUUUAUUCAAUAUUUAAUUUUGAAAAAUUAUUAAAACUUAAAACAUUAAUAUUAAUUAAACCAAAUUCAAUAGAUUUAAAAUAUAUUAUACCAAAAUUAUUAUAUAUUAAAAAAUUAUCAAUUAUAUCGGGAGAUUUUUUUACAAAUGAUAAUAUUGAAAGAGAAUUAUUAUUAAAAUUAAUAUUUAAUCUUAAAACAUUAAAAAUUUGUCAUUUACCAGAAAUUCAGUUAAAUGAUUUAGAUAAACUUAAUAAAAGUACUAUUGAAAAUUUAACAAUUGAUCUUUGUACAAUAAAUACAUUAAAUCGACUCUUUUAUUUAUUACCUAAUAUUAAACAAUUAAUGGUUAAUAUAUCAUGUUAUAAAACAGAUUCAUUAAUAUCUUAUAAUGAUAGUUUAUUAUUACUUGUACCAAAAUUAAUUUAUCUUAAAUUAAAUAUAUUUUCUCUUGAUUUUUUAUAUAUUGAACAAUUAUUAAUUAAUUUACCACAAUUAAAAAAAUUAUCAUUUAAAUUUUCUUAUUCAUUUGAUUUUCAUCAAGUAACUGAAUAUAUUGAUGCUCAACGUUGGAAUAAAAUAUUUUCAUUAUUACCAAAUUUAAUAAAAAUUGAUUUUAUUUUACAUGUUUAUAUUAGUCCAAUAUUUGAUGAUGAAACAUUACGUUUAGAUUGGAUGACAAAACAUAAAUUAUCAAUUAUAUUUGAACAUUAUAAAAAUAAUGCUUAUGUUAAUUUUCUUAAUGUUUAUACUGUACCAUUAAAACAGACAACAAUUAAUUUAUAUACAAAUUUAAUUAGUAAAAUAAAUAUAAAUUUACCAAUAAAUUAUCAUCCAAAUGUAAAAAAAAUUAUUUUAACAAUUAAUGGUGAUUUAGAUGAAGAAUUAAAUAAAAUUUUUAUAAAAGAUAAUAAUUAUUAUAAAAAUGUUAAUUCAUUAAUUAUAAAUGCUCAUAUUUAUCCAUUUCAAUCAUCUAAUUUAAUUAUUUUUUUAAAUAGUAAAAUUAAUUGGUUAAAACUUGAAUAUUUACAACUUAUAGGACGAUAUUGUACAUUUGAAUUAUUAAUAAAAUUUAUUGAAUAUGCACCAAAUAUUCAUUCUUUAACAUUAUAUUCAUCAUUUGAACUAUAUCAAUAUGGAAAAAUUCAACAAAUUCGUACUAUACAUUUAGCUCAUCAAUCAUAUGAAAAUUUAUUAACAAUUGAAAAUAUUAUUAAUACAUAUCCUAAUUUAGAAUCAUUUAUUGGUUCUAUAGAAAAAUUUCAUGAUUUUAAACGUGCAAUAAAAUUACUUAUGAAAAAUUUACCAAAACUUCUCUAUUUACAAUUGAAAAUAGUGGAUAAAAAUUUUACGGAGAAAAAAUUAACACGUUGGCUAAAAAAUAAACAAAAAAAAUUAUUUUCAAAUUCAUAUUAUCAACAAAAAUUAAAUACACUCAAUGUUUGGAAAUAG